AGCUCCCACAAUGCACCGCACUGUUAUGGUCUGGAGUGUAAACAUGGCGGCGGAUGGAGGUAUACGCCCCAGCUGCGCGAUCCAGAGAACGUUUUCCCGGUACCAACCGAACCCCGGGCGGUCCAGCUGCACGGUAGUGUGCCGGGAGUCGCUCUUUCUCGUGGCUCUCCAGCGCUACGGGAAGGACCUUGGGUUUCAAGUGAUUUUCCCGCAGUCCAUCCACCCGAGUGACAGUCUGUAUGAUGCUACCGUUACCGACGGGGAUUGUAAAGUACGGGUUACCGUCGACCCAAGUCUGAACGGAUUGGUUGAAAGGAAUAUUUUACGGUGCGGCUGCCGGCUACGGAACGUUAGCUUUGCUCCGGGGCUGUCCGUGCGUGAGGAGGCGAGAGAUCGCAGCUCGUGUAAAACCUACCGAGUGGUAAGUCUGGAAGUUGUGGGUGAUAGCGAAACGUGCGACGGGCGCGAGCCACUGAGUGGGGUGAAUGUGGGGGCGUUACCGUGGUUCGGGGUGAGUACCGGGGGAGAUCCGGACCGGGACACCGGACAGGAAGCGGCGGGACCGUUCCUGCUGCCGCUCCGGGCUCACCGGAGCACCUACCUACCGUUGUGGAACAACACCGACUACUACGGGGCAGCGUGGCGGGACACGCCCCCCUCGCACAACUUAACGGACACGGAGGAGGAAGAAGAAGAGGAGGUGAGCCCUGCAGUGACCAUUCGAGAGCUUCAGGAGGAGUUCUCCCGAUGGGGCGGGACUGGAGGUGGGGCCAGGCAGAGGGGCGGGGCCAGGAGGCGGCUGGUGGUCAGAGUUAUGAACAAGUCCAAACUGGUGUAUUAUGGGAAGGCUGACACGAACUGUGAAUGUCCUUAUAAGGCGCUGCUGGAGGUGCGCGACGUGUCGGCGGGUGUGUGUGUGGUUCUGUGGAACAGUGUGUGUGUGGAGUGGUACCGCAGUCUGAGACAAGGACAGUUGCUGUCGCUGGUCGGCUACAGGGUCAAGAGGUCAUUCAGAACCCAGGAACAGGACCCUGUGGAGAUAGAGCUCAGUCUGAACUCCAGGAACCCAGCUGCUGACAUCACCAUCCUCCCAGAAUCCUCUGUUUCCCUCCCACUACCAAACCCCUCCUACAGCUUCCACUGCGGGAAGGAACUCCUUGACUGUCCCCAUGGCAUCCUCUGUGAUGUCAUCGGCCUGGUGGUGUUUGCUGGGCGGACUGAGCGAAUCAGGAGCAAGGAUACUGAGGGGGCGGGGCUGUUGGAGUAUUGCUGGCUGCUAUUGGAGGACGGCACCACAGAUCAGCCAAUCGCUGUUCAGCUUUUCUCCACGUCUCAGCCUGAGACACACUCUAAGAUACACCCAUUGUCGGUCGUUGUGGUGACCAGGAUGAAGGUGGUCAGGUCUCCUGAGUCCUCCAACCAACACCUCGCUUCCACUAGCUACACACAAGUGUACUGUUCAGGCUCAGGCCACCACUCAGAGAUGCCCUACAGGAGGCUCCGUCCAGUCCGACAGUUUGUCCAAUGGCUGCAGAGCCUAGAUGACGGACAGGUGCUGGACAGGGCUGUGGUUGGUGGAUUCUUUAGCUACCCGCCCCUUCCUGUCACCUUGGAAAACUUCAUGAGGAGACAGAAAGGGGUCCCACAGCUUCUCAGAGGGGAGGAGUUUCAGAGGGAAGUGAAGAGACUCCAGUACAGAGAAAAACGUACACUCUGUAUCCAGGCAACCAUCACCAUGGUUUCACACUGCAGGAGAGGAGAGGAGGACCAGUGUUUGCUGUGGACAGACAGACGCUCAGCCCCAUCCUCCCCCCGCCUCCCCCCAUCCUCCCCCCGCCACUCCCCCUUUAAACUCUCCUCCCUCUCCCCCUCCCCCUCCCCUAGCACUUCUCUAAAUACCUCCCUUCGACUCUCCCCCAUCACCUCUAACAUCACCCCCUCCUCCCCUCUCAGACUCUCCCCCAUCUCCUACCACCUCUCCCCCACCGUUCACCCACCCUCCUCCCCCUGUUCCAGUGCCUGCCUGUCCCCCUCCUCUUCUGGGUCGCCAGUCAAAUUGAAUCCCAGGCUUCAGACUCUUCCAGCAGGGUCUAAGAGGAGACUCUUCAGGCCAGCAGAAGCAGAUUCCAGGAAGAGGAGGUGGUCCCUCAACACACCACACACCCAGGAAGAUGACGACUUCCACACUGGAACCUUGUGGAGUGCUUCUAUGGAGUUCCUGCAGAACAAUGACGAGGAUGAAGAUGAUGAUGAUGAUGAUCAGUCCUUCCUCACCGCCCCCUCCCACAACUCCUCCCACGUGGGCAUGGCCCGUGUUGCCAUGGAGACGCUCCCACUGCGCUUCUGCUACGAGCGGAGGGAGGAACAGUCGGUCGCCUUGGCGAUGCAGGCCGGGGACAUUCAGAAGUGUCCAAUCAGAGGAGCCCUGGAGACCUUCAGCCCCGCCCACUCCUACACCGGACACUACACCCUAACCCUGAGAGCACUGACAGAUGGGGUCGUAGUGGAUGCAGUGUUUUUGCCCGCCCUCCCCCAACCCCCUCUCUGCCACCCCCACACACACGCCAACCUCUGGAGCUCCACCCUGCAACAUGGAGCCUUCUCCUCACACACACCACCCCCUGCUGCUGCCGACCUGAUCGCCAUGGCAGCACAGCUGUCCAAUCAGAGGCUGCUGUGUGUCCUGGAGGCGUGUUCUUUGGGCGGAGACGUGACAGAGCUUGUCCUAUCACGAGCCUACCCUCUGAGAGACUGACACACACACACACCACACACACACACACACCACGCACACACACACACACUGCCAGUGUUGUGAGUCUCUAUAAACAGUGUUUCUGAUUUCUGUGUUUCUAUUCUAUAAACAGUGUUUCUGUACUAU
Molecule: messenger RNA, 2881 nt
Organism: Osmerus eperlanus (European smelt)
Lineage: Eukaryota; Metazoa; Chordata; Actinopteri; Osmeriformes; Osmeridae
Product: RPA-related protein RADX
Exons: 15
Coding region: 11-2755 (914 amino acids)
Biological process (GO): regulation of DNA repair
Cellular component (GO): replication fork
Molecular function (GO): single-stranded DNA binding
Source: RefSeq, a predicted model, not a curated record